This is a messenger RNA of Protobothrops mucrosquamatus (brown spotted pit viper), 882 nucleotides long. RefSeq names its product IQ motif containing K (gene IQCK). The transcript is spliced from 10 exons. Bases 1 to 855 code for a protein of 284 amino acids. Lineage: Eukaryota; Metazoa; Chordata; Lepidosauria; Squamata; Viperidae. The record is from RefSeq and is a predicted model, not a curated record.
AUGGCCGCCGUCGCUGAGGAGGCUCCGCUGUGGAGCCUCUGGGAGGAGAUUUGCGCAGAAUUCGAAGCCCAACAGCCUGUUCAUCCAGAUCAUUUGGAAAAGAAAGAGGUACCUCCACCUGCCUUACAGGUUCCUGCAGACGUUGGGCCGCCGCCAGAUUUGAAAGGGGAUGACAGCAGAUCCGUGAUUACUGACGAAGUGCUCUCCCAGAAAACCCUGUCUCUUCUUUCUGAAUUGGUUCCUCCUGAACUUCCUGAUCUAAAAACAUGUAGUCCCAGAGAGUUCUUGGAAUGCUACAUUUUCCCAGUGCUUCUUCCUGGGAUGGUUGAACUUUUGCAUCAAGCUAAGAAAGAAAGAUGCUUUGAGAGGAAACAGACAAGAUUUAUCGCUCUGGAUUUCCUCACGGAGUGGUUAUACAACCACAACGCGAAGAGAAAAGACGAACCGUUUGUGGAGUUUUUCGAGAUCCCUUUCGUGAAGGAUUGGCUAAAGGACCAUCCUAGACCUCCCAUUCCUUUGUCUCUGCUGCUCAGCGAGAAAGAAGCCGGCUUCAUCAUCCAAACCUUCUGGAAAGGUUAUCGGGUCCGUUGCGAUUCUGAAGUCCAGGAAUUACGCCAGUGGCAAAAACAUUUGAGGGAGACAAAGAACAUUAACAAACGCGUACGGGAAUUCUGGGCCAAUCAAGAAAAGAAAGUGGGAACCAAACUGGAAGACUCUGAGGAGCCCAGUCCAAAUCGCUCAAAAACCAUAAUGGCGGAAAUGUCAAAGACACCUGAGGUCAAAGCAAAGAUGAAUACGGACCAGCUAAGCAGCUCCAAGCCUGCAGAGAAUUCGUCGCAGGGUGGCUCAGAGUGAUUGCUUCUAACAGAAUCACAAUCUGAU